Molecule: messenger RNA, 685 nt
Organism: Brachypodium distachyon (stiff brome)
Lineage: Eukaryota; Viridiplantae; Streptophyta; Magnoliopsida; Poales; Poaceae
Product: transcription elongation factor 1 homolog
Exons: 2
Coding region: 1-303 (100 amino acids)
Biological process (GO): transcription elongation by RNA polymerase II
Cellular component (GO): transcription elongation factor complex
Molecular function (GO): RNA polymerase II complex binding
Source: RefSeq, a predicted model, not a curated record
AUGGGGAAGAGGAAGGCGUCGGUGAGGUCGAAGAUGGAGCCGAAGAAGAAGGUGCAGAAGCUGGCGACGACCUUCUCCUGCCCCUUCUGCAACCACGCCGACAGCGUCGACUGCACCAUCGACCUCAAGCUCAGGAUCGCAGAGGUCGCCUGCCAUGUCUGCAAGGAGAGCUACUCCACCAAGGCGCACGAGCUCACGGAGCCCAUCGACGUCUACAGCGAGUGGAUUGACGAGUGCGAGAAGGUCAACGUGCCCCUCUCCGAUGACCACCGGGACUCCUCCCACGACGAUAAUUUCGUCUGAUUGUUCUGUCGCGAUGUAAUCCUGGCACUGGACUGGAUUGUCUCAAAUUUUCUUGAUGUCUUCUUGAGUUCAUCAGCCUCUGUGUAUCAAGUAUUCAGGAGUAGCAAAAAAAAAAAUCUAUCAGGUAAUCUGGUGUGACUACGUAUAAUAAUAAAACUGUUGCUUGUGUGCUUCUCCUCUUCCCCGUGGAAUUGAUUGCUGCAGGGAAGGAGGCUUUUGCUAAUUCGGUGAUCUAUUGGAAGUUUAGAUGUUGGUUUAUCACGUUUCAGUUGCUUGUGAAUUUACUUACAGGUAGACAUAUAUAAUUUAUGCACAGUUUGUGAGAGAAUUUGUAAUUAAUCUCAUGGUUUUAUGAUUUCCUCCUUUUCCCUACUGCUAUUGC